Rhagoletis pomonella (apple maggot) is the source of this 6885-nucleotide messenger RNA. Its product is annotated as semaphorin-1A. Gene Ontology annotation, biological process: neural crest cell migration; negative regulation of axon extension involved in axon guidance; positive regulation of cell migration. The coding region runs from base 805 to 3273 and encodes 822 amino acids. The transcript has 8 exons. The record is from RefSeq and is a predicted model, not a curated record. Lineage: Eukaryota; Metazoa; Arthropoda; Insecta; Diptera; Tephritidae. Gene Ontology annotation, molecular function: semaphorin receptor binding; chemorepellent activity.
CUGUAUACAUACAGAAGGCGCAAGAGCGAUUUUAGCUAUGGCCACCGACGCAUUAAAGUGAAUUGAAUUGUGCUAAAGAUUUGUGUUUUGUUUAUUAGUUGUUUUAAAUUAAAUAAUAUUUUCCAAUUAUCCCUAAUUUUUGGUGAGUUUAAAGUGCAAUUAAAGCUUUUAAGAAGCAAUUUACCCGUAAAUACUUUGCUAAAUAGUGAAAAAAUUGUGUAGCAAAACCAGUUGAAAAGUGCAGGAAAUUGGGGCUCAUUACCCGUUCUCCUAUUUUCUUUGCGCUGCUUGGACUGGGCGCUGUAGCACUACGUAUUUAAUUUCCACUGUGUUGCUGUGAGAGCAUUUGAAGCAUUUGAAGCAUACAAUCAAGUGCGUAUCAGCCGCCUACCAGACAGCAGAGUGAGCGUGCGAUCUCGCCUGCCACACAGGCCCCAAACAGCCAGCACACAGGGCCGAGUGCAUUUAAUUGCCAUUUAGAUUGCCUUGCUAGCUGUAGACGAACGCGAAAAAGCUGUGCUCUUGUGGAUAUGACUUUGCCGGAAAAUAUGUGUCAAUUCGCAUUCAUAAAUAGCCGCAUUCAAAAGCAGUGCUGGCAAAAGGUUUAACAGCCGCCUUAGCUGCCGCAUAUUAAUUAUUAUAAACAUAAAUAUAUGAAGUGGAAAUUUAAGCGCAACAAUUAACUAACUACAUACUUGGCUUUACUUGUGCCAGAAAUAAUAAGCAAUUAAAACCACUAGGAGUGCAACAACAGCGCAGACCAGUGCAAAAUUCAUACAAAUAACAAUAAUUAUAAUUAUUACAAUGCAAAAGCAACUGCAAAAAUGUACAACUAAAAGCGUAUUCGCCAUUCAAACGCUAAUUAGCUGCGGCACGUUAUGCCUGCUGCCUCUGCUGGUGCUAGUGCUGCCGCAUGCCGUGCACGCUUGGAUGCCCGAUGUGCGCCCAGAUUUGCAGCCGAAGCAAGAUAAAAUCAUUGCCAAGUUCCUGGGCAACAGCACGGAUUACUUUAAAAUAUUGGCCUAUGACGAUGCUACCAUACUUGUGGGCGCUAAAGAUAUUAUGUACAACAUAAGCUUGGAUGGUUUACGAGAAAUCAGCCGGUUGGAAUGGUUCUCUUCUGAUGCUGAUCGCGAACUAUGUGCACUGAAGGGUAAACGUGAGACUGAUUGCCACAACUACAUACGCGUUUUUGCACGCCUCGAUGAUGCGCAGCUCUUGUUGUGUGGCACCAAUUCGUACAAGCCGCGCUGUCGCCACUAUGCGCCCACCACAAGUGAACUGAGCGCAGCCGCUGGUUCCGGCCAACGAUAUGAGAUUGUACGCGAUGUCGAAGCGCAAGGGCUUUGCCCAUAUAGUCCGGCACACAAUAGCACCUACGCCUUUGCGGAGGGACAACUUUAUAGCGCCACAGUGGCUGACUUCUCGGGCAGUGAUCCAUUGAUUUAUCGCGAGAAUUUGCGCACCGAGCAGUAUGAUUUGAAACAGUUGAAUCAGCCUGAUUUCGUGGGUGCUCUAGAGCGUGAUCGUUAUAUAAUGUUCUUCUUCCGUGAAAUUUCAAUGGAGUACAUGAAUUUCGGCAAGACAAUCUACUCACGAGUUGCACGCGUCUGUAAGAACGAUCGCGGCGGUCCCUACACACUCUCCAAGAGUUGGACAUCAUUUUUGAAAGCACGUCUAAAUUGCUCAGUACCUGGAGAGUUUCCUUUUUACUUUGAUGAAAUUCAGGCUAUUUCUCCUAUAGUUGAAAGCGGCGUCAAUUCACUCAUCUACGCUGUUUUCACAACAUCCGUAAAUGCUAUACCCGGCUCCGCAGUAUGCGCUUUCAAUGUGAACGAUAUCUUGGAUGCUUUUGAGGGCACCUUCAAGUCACAAAAGGACAGCCAAUCACAAUGGCUACCCAUACAAGAAGAACAAGUGCCUGAACCGCGUCCGGGCAAGUGCGUUGAAGAUUCGCGAAUGCUAUCCAGUAUUGCAGUGAAUUUUGCUAAAAAUCACCCUCUAAUGGAAACUGCUGUACCCGCUGUCUAUAGUCGCCCAUUGCUCACCAAAGUCAACCUGCAUCACCGACUCACCACAAUAGCAAUCGAUGCACACAUUAUGGCGCUCAAUGGCGAAUUCUAUGAUGUGAUCUAUUCCGGCACAGAUGAUGGUCGCAUAACGAAAUUCAUUAAUAUACCCACACCGAGUCAGGCAGGAGGCUCCAGCGCUGGAGUUGACAAAUUGAAAACCGUAUUGAUAUCAGAAAUGCAAGUUUUGCCACAGGGAGUGGCAGUGCGGGAGCUGCUUGUAUUUUCGAAAACCAAUCGUCUAUUGGUGGUUAGCGAUGGCAGUUUGGUUACUGUGCCACUACAUCAUUGCGCCCACAUCGUUGACUGUCUCGGCUGUUUGAGUCUACAGGAUCCGAACUGUGCUUGGGAUCAGCAGAAUCAUGAGUGCAAGAGACUUGUGGCAAAGAAUAUCAAAUUCGGCACCAAAGCGUUUCUGCAGAGCCUGAAUACUACUAAGAAAGCGGCAGCUUCUUUAUGCCCAAAAUAUACGCGUGGCACACUCAUGGCUGAUGGUCCGAAUAUUGCAGGUGGUGUGAUUGCAAACGCAGGCAUUGAUUUAGUAACGGCACAGCAGCCACAAGCGGAUGAGGAAAUGAGUAAGAAGUUCCAUUAUACCAAAGUUGGAGUGAGUACAGGUAAUAGCGUUCCGUCUGAUGGUGGUGCUGCGGCGGUAGCCGAAAGUAGUGUUACUACAUUAGAAGUACCCAUUGGCAGUGGUGGCGAUUUGGAUGCUAGCACAGGCGCAGGCAAUGAUUAUUUGUUGAACAGCUUCAGCGAUGAGAAUAAAAUAACGCUGCAUUCGGUGGACCCCGAUGAACUGAUGAAUACGUUGAGUGAUCCUUUACAAUCUCAAGCCAGCUUAAAUGAGAAGAAACUCAAGGUAGCCGGCAAAAGUUUAUAUUGGGCGCUCGCUCUCAUCGCCUUCGUUGUGGGCAUUAUCGUUGGUCAUUACACCUCAAAGCGCAUUUGUAAAACCGCAUCGCUGCACGCAAGCCAUCGCAAUCAAUUCACCUCGAAUUCACAAUUCGGCGUAAAGCAUCACAAUACCGGCAAAGAUAUUAAUCUACUAAUGAAUCCGAACCAUUUUUGCAGUCAGAAAAAACCCAAUCUCGACUUAGAGAAGGAUCGCAGUCAUGAAUGCAAAAAUUCAACAGAGAAUCUAGAAAAAGAAAUACCCUGCAAGACGUCCACGUUAACGAAGGUUAAACGCACAUAUAUAUAAUGUAUAGUUUACUUGCAAUGCAUUGCAAAGCAUUGCGUUGCAUUUAUAAAAAAAUAACUAGUGGAAUUUUUUUAUAGGUUAGUUAUGUUUAAUAACUUUUUUAUUUUUUAAGCAAAUUUUGUUGAAAGCAUGCGCAUAUAUGCAGUAUGUAUGUGUGAAAAGUGAAGUGUCAAGCGCUGAAAGUGUUGCAAGAAUGUGUGUGUGUGUGAGCUUUUUUUAGUUUAGGCAAAAUUACAAUAAAACGAAAGAGGUUUAUGCAUAACAGGAAUAUACUAUUGGUGUAUGUAAACUUGAGCCGUCUAAAUGCAUGCAGACAUGAGCUAUGCCCAGCAGGAGGAGGAGUAGAUAUGCCUGAUAUGUGCAAGUGCGGUAUGAACAAGCUCACUUCACUUUAAAUGAAAAUGAGUGAUUUUUAUAAGCGUAUGGCGCCUUUUAAUUAGCGCCUGCAAGCCGCCUUACAGCGUACGUAUUCACUACCUCCCCGCUGAGCGCAUAGCUGCUGCUUUUGCGAGUCUUAAUUUUAAAAAAUUUUCUUAGUCGCUUAGUUUAUAUAUAAGUUUAGUUAGUUAAUGUGGAUUUAGCAAGCGGUAAGCCGCUUUUUUACUUUACAAGAAAAUAUAACAACUAAGUACAAAUGUAAUUGCAAGUCAGUAGUGAGACCGCGUUAGCAUGUAUUUUGCUAAGAGAAAAAUGUAAUAAAUACUUUAAAUAUAUACUAACGCAAGCGAAUUUAGCGGGACGCUUAACGUCGGUGGAUUUGUAGAAAAAUUCCCACAACUGCGGUAAAUUACCACAAUCGCGUUCCUGCGAAUAUCAGCUAACUGCGCUUAACAUUUUUCUCUAACCGCAAAAGCAUUUCCGGCUGCGCCCUCUACGCCUGCGUAUAAACAUAUCAAAUAUCUAAGUAUGUACAAUUUAUAUUUACAUUUUCUAAUGAGAUUUCAAAUCGCUUCUUCCUCGAAAUAAAAGAAAAAAAGGCUAUAGUAGUGUCAGUGCCUGCAGUUCAAGGCAGCAGCCAGUAAACACAACUUCCUCUUGGCUAUGAAGUUUAUAUUCGCCGCCUCGUCACUGCAUGCCAGACGACACUACCUAGCGAAACUCAAAUAAAUAACAAAAUAAAAAACUAUACGCACAAAAUGCGAAUACAUGCAGUAAAAUAAAGAUAAAAAUAGCAGUUACAAAUAACUUAAUAAUAUUGCAAAAGCAAACAAGUAUUAAUGUAAUUAGACUGAACGGUUUACGAACAAAAGCAAUAUGCCGGCGGUGACGACGAUGUCAAGUAUUUUUCUAUGUUAAGUCGGUAGUACAAGAUAGAAAGCAGGAAAACACGAAAGCUAGUUGCAAAUCGUAUGCCUAGACUGUGGUUUUCUGCCCUCUUCGCUCAGUGAGUGCUUGGCUAGAUUGUUUCGUCCGUAUAUGUUUCGCGCAAUCAUCUUCAUUAUUAUCGUCAAAGCGCGCGUGCGUGCACAUUUCCUCCCAUAUGUACUUUUGAUUGGUCUUGACAUUCAUGAUGCAUGUACACAGAUUUUAUCAUCUUCAUUCUUUUUCGAGUACCUUAACAAUUGUACUUUUAUACUUUGACUGAAUUACUACAUUUUGCAUCUACACGCAUUCAUAUUUCGCUUUAUUUGUCGCUUUCUCUUUCUUCUACACACAUUCCCAACUGAGUUGAUACGCCGCCUGGCACGCGUAAGCCCAUUUGAAGCACAACAAACACUUGAGACAAUUGUAUUCUAUUGAAUGGGUUACACAUUGAAGGUUGUUACACUGCAGGAAAAGUAUUGUGUUUAAUAGCGGCUUGAUUGUAUAGUGGCUAAGUGCUAAAAAGUGAGAGUUAUCUAUUUUUGUGGCAUGAUGCUAUAAAUUGAUUGCAAUGGAUUUAAAUGAAUUGUUUCACCAAAAAUUUCCUUUAAAACGAAUUGUUAGGAAAUAUAGACUUAGGAGGCUUGAACUUUGUCCCAUGGGUAUUCAAGGUUUUAGCGGUAUUUUCCUUCGGAUUUUAUGCUUCAAAAAUUAUCGAACACUAUCUUUCUUUUAUAACUUUUUUGUGAGUUUUACGUCUUUUUAUACGCUUUGCAACUUGUUCUGCUCGUCUAGGCUUACUGGCACUUUGUUCUGCAUUAAAAAUAAAUGUUAUUGAAAUGCAAAUGUUGGUUUGCCACCUCUAUAAUUUUUUAAUGCAAAUUAAAUUUUUGACGAUCAAAUGAUUUUGCUAAACUUUCCUGCAGUGUGCCCAUCCUUCCCAACAGGAAAAUGUGCACAUCAUUUUACUCAUAAUUUUCAAUAAAAAAAAAGAAGUCGGUUAUUCAUUAAUACUCCAUAGUUUGCUUUUCCAACCUAACUCGAAUAAUUUUCUAUGAAACUCAUACAUUAACUAAUAGCAAGUAACAUAUACUAACCUAAUUACAAACAAAUAAACAAAAACCAUAAAAGAAGCUCAAUUAGUUAGGAAAGGAUUUGCAUUGGUAAAGGUAAUAAUUAACAAACAAAAAACAGGGUGCGUGCAAAGGCGCUAAUGAAUAUAAAUUUAAGAAAACAGUUUUAACGAAAUUUUAUACAUAUAUGUAUUAUGCGAAUUUAUGAAUUUAAAAUAAUAACUGAAAAAUUGUUGCCUUCGAAAAUUAUCGUUAAUUGAAAAUUUAAAGGACUGUGGAUAUUAAAAAUUCUAAAAAUUUAAAUUUACGUAUUAUCAACAAAAAAAUAAAACAAUUAUUGACAAUUUAUUUAAGUAAUUAACGCAAUGCUUUGCGGCACCCUAUAUAAACAAACUGCAUACAAAUCUUUAAAUUUGCAUAAAUAGCCUUAAAAAUCGAAUGAUUAACUCGAACAAUUAAUUAACAUAUACAUACAUGAUUUUCUUGUACUGGCGUACUAGUUAUUUAGUUAGUCCGUCCGUUUAAGGAAUAUUCUUAAUAAAUAUUUACAAUAUAUUUUAUACAACUAUACAUAAAAUAAAAGUAAUUAUGGAAGCUAGUUUGUAAGUGAUAAGAGAAGGAAAUUAUGUGAGCGUAAGCGUAUAUUUGGCGAUUGUGUAAAAUAUAUACAUAUAUACAUACAUAAACAUUUUUUCUAUAGCUUAAUUAUUUUAAUGUUUAAUAAUAUGUGUACGAAUAAUUAGUUUUUAUACACUCUCACAUAUUCGUAUGGACAUAUCGCUCAUUUACUUCGAAAGUGUCAUAACUCAAAAGAGCAAAACUCGAGAUAAACGACUUUAAAGUUUUGAAUUUAUAUACAUAUUCUCCCAUAGCUAUGCAAUUUUCAACCAGCAUAGAAGAGGUAGCGGUAAUUUUAAUUUUUGUAUUGUCUAAGUAAAUGAGCGAUAUGUAUGUGAAACAAAGUCGGGUCGACGAUUAUCGUUUUAAUAUAUCUCUAAAUUAGUGUUUAGUGUAUCACUUUUAAACAAAACAAAAAAAUUGUGAUAGAUUUUUAAAAAAAUUGUUUUUCAACAUGCGAAUUGUAUAUGCGAUCGAUGGUUAAAGAAACGCGAGCGUUGGGGGUCUUCCUUAAGUUUCUAAAGCCAAGCAAAAACCGUAAAACGAUCUUGAUUUGCUCGUUGUUGGAAGUGAAUUUUUUCCUUUGAAAUUUAAAAUAAAGUGCUUUUUUUAAAAAAAA